Molecule: messenger RNA, 3452 nt
Organism: Betta splendens (Siamese fighting fish)
Lineage: Eukaryota; Metazoa; Chordata; Actinopteri; Anabantiformes; Osphronemidae
Gene: cusr
Product: Copper-only SOD repeat protein
Exons: 10
Coding region: 203-3142 (979 amino acids)
Biological process (GO): superoxide metabolic process
Molecular function (GO): metal ion binding
Source: RefSeq, a predicted model, not a curated record
UCUCCCUGUUGUCCAAUCACAGGCUGAAGCUGAAAAACAGAAGCGUAAGAGAGGCAGCCCAUCCGAGAGCAGUCACGUAUGACACAUUCUUGGAGAACGCACUGGGACACACACUCACACACUCCACGUUGCUGUUGCCGAGCGUUUCAUACUGUGACACGCUGCUUUUCCUCCUCGCUUCGUCUCGCACACAUCUGCCAACAUGUGCCUUCUGACAACUGCUCUGCUCUUCUAUUUACUUGAUUCUGUAUCUUGUCUUCGGUUUCUGGCUUCUUUCAACAUGGGGGGAGUCACAGGACAGGUGCAGUUUGACAACAUCUAUCACACAGCCACUGUCAACGUAUCUGGUGCCGGAUCCUGCGGCUCACUUAACUUUUCCCUCACCGGCUUUCCUGUGAUGUUCGGCCAUUUUGCACAACCGUGCUCAGAAGCGAACAUCGGCGCCAGUGUCUUUACCUUCAGAGCUGCGUCCGUAUCCAAGGUCAAUGUGUCCCACGUGUUCAAACAGAGGUCGGGCCUGGAUGACUUCUCCUUAACUUUGCGGACGUGUAAGGGCACCUUAGUUUGCACGGCUGUACACCAAGGUCAAACAUUCUUGACCCGUCAGGCCAGGUUCUAUGAACCAGUUGCAGGUAAUGUGUACAUCCGCCAUAACCAGGAGCAGACAAAACCCAGACUUCUUGCAGACCUUAUAGCAACCGGACAAGUAAAUACCUCACAAACCAACGUCACUCUCUUUGGACAUGUGAGUCAGGCAACAAGUUGUGACACUCUUCUUGAAAACCUAAAUGAGUCCAGUUUGGCCAUUCUGGGUGUGGUAAAGGUGGGAACCCCUUCACAGCCCAUGAAAUCCUAUCUGGACCUCACCAGUUUCAACAUUAACAAUGGCUUUCUUCUUUUAUCCGUGGGCUCAGGUUUAAGGUGUGCUCAGCUUUAUGAUGUUCCAGAAAAAGGGGUCAGGGCUGUUGUGAACAUGAGAGGAAUCAGAGGACACCUCGGCUUUUAUCAAGCUUCCCCAUUUGAUGUCACAGUGAUGACAGUGAGCCUGUCUAAUCUGCAGGGCAUCGUUGGCCCCUACCACGUCCACAACUUCCCCGUGCCCUCUGUCCGGUCACCAAUACCUAGCAUGUGCUCAAACAAUAAUGUGGGCGGUCACUGGAAUCCCUUUGGUAUCAACGCAAGCAACCCAUCUUAUCCAAAAGUGCCUGGCUCAACACACGACAAGUAUGAGCUCGGUGACCUAAGUGCCAAGCACAUGUCCCUUGCGGGUAAAAAUAAUUCUAACAUGGUGUUUGAAGACUUCAACCUUCCUCUGUUUGGGGCGAACAGCAUCGUAGGCCGCUCUGUUGUAAUUCAUCUAACAAAUGGUUCCAGGUAUGUGUGCGCCAGCAUCAGCUAUCCAGGCGACGUGGUCGUAGCCAGGGCAACAUUUCGCAGCCCAGUGGUUGGUGAGAUCCGGUUCACUCAGCUCCAAAACCAGCCUCUGUCUGACGUUUCCAUCUUCACGGAUCUGUCCUACGGGAAUCCCGGCAUGACACCAACCAGGAACCACAACUGGCAUGUUCACAAGUACCCCAUUAGCUCAGAGCGGGAUGACGAUGAAAAGCGGUGCGGCACGACGGAUGCGCACUGGAACCCCUUCAAAGUCAGCACACAGGACAGCAGCUACGCCCUCCACUGUGGCCCGUCCACUCCCCUUUGCUGUGAGGUGGGAGACCUGUGCAGCAAAACAAACACAAUCAACCUCGGCACCACUGUGGGAGCGGUAGAAACAAAAAACUUCUUCACGGAUGUCACGUCCUGGGUGCCUGGCAUGAUCGGCCGCUCUGUGGUCAUACAUCAGGCAGAUAAAGGAGGACCACGGAUUGCCUGUGCCAACAUUACAUUGGUACGGGUCCCCAAAGCAAGCGUGGGUCGUUGGUUUGGUCACGAGACCCCCGUUGGGCAAGUAUACUUCUCCCAGGCUGUCCCACAAGGCCCAACAACUAUAAGCCUAUUUCUGAAUAACCUUGACUCCUUAGCAGGGGGCUAUCAUGUCCACAUGCUGCCCAUUAAACCUGGCAGCGUAGAGCCCUGCUCUAAUGCAAACAUCAGGGGCCACUUCAACCCUUUUGCAUGGAAGGCAUCGAACUCCCCGGCGCCAAGAGCCGGCACAGUGGACCAGUAUGAGGUUGGAGACAUCAGUGGGAAGUUUGGCAUGCUGAACGGCCUGAAUAAAACGGAUGCUAUAUACUUGGACCCUGACAUGCCACUGACUGGACCCUACAGCAUAUUGGGAAGGUCUUUGGUCGUUCACUACAUCAAUGGAUCAAGAAUGAUGUGUGCUGACAUAUUAGCUGAAAAAGACGAGGAUGCACAAUGGACGGUGGCCAAGGCUGUUUUCAACGGUACAGUAACUGGGACGAUCCUGAUGAGGCAGCUAGUGUUUGCUGACGGGAGCAGCAGUGAUAUGACGCUGGAGGUGACUCUUCAAUCAGCGACUGUGCAAAACACGUCUGCAGUGUCCUUGUUCAUCACAAACAACCGCAUUGGUGCCAACAGCAGCCAUUGCAACAACGUAGGGGACGUCUACAACCCCUUCAACAUGACAUCAAUGAGCUCCAGCUGCACGUUGGACACCCCCCAGAGUUGUGUGGUAGGGGAGGUAUCAGUGAGACACGGCCCAGUGAGUCUGACAGAGCGUCAGCUGUACACUGACAGCAUCGUCCAGCUCUCUGGAGACAACACAGUUGUCCACAGAUCUCUAGUGCUGAGGAAUGGCAACGUCACCAUCGGGUGUGCUGACAUCCUCCCAGAAUCCCCUUCAGCCAAGCUGAGCUUUACCAGGGUGCCGAGCUUUAGCAGAUAUGACUUUCGUAGGAGGGUUUCAGAUGUUCUGCGGCUGAAAAUAGCAAGAAUCACAAUCCUGCCCAACUCUCCUCAAUCUGCAGCAGGAGGACAGUGCCAGGAAGUCAACUUCAUGGUCUCUGGGGAUGUCAACAAAAACCUUCUGAAUUCUGUCAAAACUAGUAAAACGAUGGGCAAGUUCAGAGAGUCCUAUCAAUGCACAAGUGGUGCAGGUCUGCUGCUGGUGUCUAAAGUGUUGCUUUCUGGCCUGAUGUUUGCUGCUGCCUCCCUGCUUCAGUACACAACCUACCUAUAGCUCCAAGGUUCAGACAAGCCCUGCAGCAUCAGUGGGGACAAAAGGAGAUUCAUAUUGUAAAUCUGGAAAUCAGCAACCGUAACCCACCUGAGUUAUUAUAAAACAAAUAUGAACUCUCUUUUGAUUUGCUGUUUUACACAUGUUUGUAAAAAAACCCUGUAAAUACUAAAGCUACUUUUGUCGUGCAAAGAUACCAACACAUGCAUUAUUCAUUUCACUGUAACGGUAAAUGAGAAAGCGGGGUUAGUACUGUAAUCCUCAGCAGUCUGUGUGUAUGUACCAUAAUCAACAUAUAAAUUCAUAAAAUAUG